AUGGGAGGUGGGUAUGGGUCAGAGACCGAGACCCCACGGCCGCCUCCUCCCCCACGGCCGCCUCCUCCCCCACCGCCUCCUCCUCCCUCACCGCCGCCUCCUCCCCCACCGCCUCCUCCUCCCCCACCCCCGCCUCCUCCCAAACCGGCGCUUCCACCCAACUAUGAAGCUAUUUUGAGAGAUGCUGACUCACCCAUCAACAAAUCCUCAGUGGAAAACCUCCAUGAACAGCUCCGUGCUGGAAUAACCUUAAACAAAAACAGAAAGAAGUAUUGGAUUGACAAGAAGUCCAACAACUGCUUUAUGGUAUAUGCUAGGGAUCUCUCGAUCUCUUGGGCUGAAGACGAUCGUAACUGGCUCUGGCCCUCCCUGCAGGAAACCAGUGGUGACGUCAUUGAUGCUGCUGAAAUGAUUAAUGAAUGUUGGCUAGAAGUGCACGGACAAUUUGAGACUACAAAGCUGUCACCAGGAACUCUGUAUGAAGUUGCGUUUGUGGUCAAGCUGAAAGAUUCAGCUGAAGGAUGGGAUGUUCCAGUGAAUGUCAGUCUCACUCUUCCAGAUGGCAGCAAACAAUGGCAUGAAGUUAAGUUGAAGGAAAUCCCAAGAGAGCAAUGGAUAGAGAUUUCGGUUGGCGAGUUUAGAGCAUCACCCGAAAUACCUGGGGACAUGGAGUUUUCGAUGUAUGAAUAUGACAGUGUGAAAUGGAAGAGAGGACUUGUUAUCAAGGGUGUUAUCAUUCGGCCUAAAAAUUAA
Messenger RNA from Prunus armeniaca (apricot), 753 nucleotides. Lineage: Eukaryota; Viridiplantae; Streptophyta; Magnoliopsida; Rosales; Rosaceae. The record is from the annotation of a GenBank genome assembly.